AUGUAUUUUUACUAUUUAGAGGCUAGGGCUGCAAUCGCGCGUGCAGCUUCUGUAUUCAUUCUUUAUGCAUCCUCCUAUGCGCAAGAAUGCGCAGUUGGAAAUAAAAGGACAACUGUGACUGCUGCCGACGUUAUCACUGCGAUUAGUAAACUUGAGUGCGACGACCUGGAGAAACCAUUAAAAGAAGCGGUUGAAGUUUGGAAGAGCACAAGACAGCAGAAAUUGGAAGAGGCGAAGAAACGAAAAGUUGAAAAAGCUUAA
This is a messenger RNA of Enterobius vermicularis (human pinworm), 261 nucleotides long. Lineage: Eukaryota; Metazoa; Nematoda; Chromadorea; Rhabditida; Oxyuridae. The record is from the annotation of a GenBank genome assembly.